Molecule: messenger RNA, 1761 nt
Organism: Vicia villosa (hairy vetch)
Lineage: Eukaryota; Viridiplantae; Streptophyta; Magnoliopsida; Fabales; Fabaceae
Product: protein S-acyltransferase 8-like
Exons: 5
Coding region: 283-1545 (420 amino acids)
Biological process (GO): peptidyl-L-cysteine S-palmitoylation; protein targeting to membrane
Cellular component (GO): endoplasmic reticulum; Golgi apparatus
Molecular function (GO): protein-cysteine S-palmitoyltransferase activity
Source: RefSeq, a predicted model, not a curated record
AUUUAUUUCACUUUCCUUUUUAUUUUCUCCUCUCCAAAAACCUGCGAAUUUCAAACCCAAAUUUCCCCAUCAUAUUUAAAUAAAUCAAACCCAAUCUCUCUCUCUCUCUCUCUUCAAUUGCAUUUUCAGCGGAAAAACCCAAAUCGGAGUUUUCUUCUACAGUCAAGUUUCAGAUUCUGACCUGCGGAAUCGUGGAAUCCAAGUGCCGUUCAGUUUCGUGUUGGUGAAAUGAGAAGGAGAAGUUGCAUGUUGUGAGAAGAAGUUUUGCGUCAAAGCUUCUUUAUGGCAGCUAAUCGCGUUUAUGAAGCAUGGAAAGGAAGUAAUAAAUUCCUGUUUGGAGGAAGGUUGAUAUUUGGGCCUGACGCAAAGUCAUUGCUUAUCAGUUUGGUGCUGGUCAUAGUUCCAGUUAUCAUCUUUUGUGUAUUUGUAGCAAGGCAUCUUCGGCAUGAAUUUUCUUCAUAUAAUGCAGGAUAUGCUAUUUUGGUGGUGGCAGUUCUCUUCAAUAUUUAUGUGUUGAUACUUCUCUUUUUUACUUCUGCACGCGAUCCGGGCAUUAUUCCAAGGAAUUUACAUCCGCCCGAGGAAGAUUUCCGUUAUGAUUCGUCUGUUUCUAUUGACAUUGGGGGACGGCAGACACCAAGCCUUCAGUUCCCUCGAACAAAGGAGGUAAUGGUCAAUGGCCUUCCUGUAAGAGUGAAGUAUUGCGAGACCUGUAUGCUGUAUCGUCCUCCUCGUUGCUCACAUUGUUCCAUCUGCAACAAUUGUGUUCAACGUUUUGAUCAUCAUUGCCCUUGGGUUGGCCAAUGCAUUGGACUGAGGAACUACCGUUACUUCUUUAUGUUUGUUUCUUCGGCAACUCUUCUAUGCAUCUAUGUGUUUUCGAUCUCAGCUUUUUACAUCAAGGUUCUGAUGGAUCAUAAUCAUGGGACAGUGUGGAAGGCAAUGAAAGAAUCCCCUGCAUCUGUUGUACUAAUGGCAUAUUGUUUCAUUGCUCUGUGGUUUGUUGGUGGACUAACUGGCUUUCAUUUGUACCUUAUUGGUACAAACCAGACCACCUAUGAAAACUUUCGAUACAGAGCAGAUAGCAGGGUCAAUGUUUACAAUCGGGGUUGUAUAAAUAAUUUUCUCGAAGUAUUUUGUACAAAAGUGCAGCCUUCAAAAAACAAUUUUCGAGCUUUUAUUCAAGAAGAGGUACAGAGGCCACCUCCUCAAGUUGUUUCCCCGGAACUGGAACCAGAUUCAGGAGGAGAUCAUCGUUCUAAGGUUGAAGAUGAUCUAGACAUCGGUGAAGACCUAUUGAAGAUAUCACAGCGCCGGAAUAUUGAAGGAUUUGAUGAAGAAAUUCGGAGUAGAGGGAGCAAUGGACCUUACCAUAAUACUUCCGAAGGUGAUUCAGUUUUGGGCUCAGAUCGUCGAGCUCCAACAGUUCGAUCUGACGAAAGGCACUCAAGUAGGAGAAUAAGUGAAAGCUGGGAAAUUGCACCAGAUGCACUUGCCAAUUCAAAUGUAACUGAAACUAGAAGCUAUGUUUCUUCGCGUCAUUGAUUUCAGUUUCUUUGAUGUUUGCACAACAUAUCAACUUUAGGUGAUAUGGUUUUACUUAUAUAUAUAAAAAAAGUUGGAAUAGGAAAUAUUUUCUUAAUCAGAGUUUACCAUUAUAGGAAUGUGAAUUGAAUUGAUUGAGGCAUUAAUUAGAAAAACUUAUGACAUUUUUUAGUAAUCUUGGCUCUUGUAGUAAAUUAUAGGAAUGUGUUUGUUCAA